Molecule: messenger RNA, 933 nt
Organism: Pangasianodon hypophthalmus (striped catfish)
Lineage: Eukaryota; Metazoa; Chordata; Actinopteri; Siluriformes; Pangasiidae
Exons: 5
Coding region: 1-933 (310 amino acids)
Source: RefSeq, a predicted model, not a curated record
AUGCUGAAGCUCACACUGAUGCUGAAGUUGAGGCUGAAGCUAACAUUGAUGCUGAAGUUGAGGCUAAAACUGAACAUGAGGCUGACGCUGAAACUGGGGAUGAAGCUCACAUUGAUGCUGAAGUUGAGGCUCAAGCUGAAACUGAACAUGAGACUGAAGCUGAGGCUAAAACUGAACAUGAGGCUGAAGUUGAGGCUGACACUGAAGCUGAAACUGAGACUGAAGCCGAGUCUAAAACUGAACCUGAGGCUGAACCUGACACUGAGGAUGAAGCUCACAUUGAUGCUGAAGUUGAGGCUCAAGCUGAAACUGAACAUGAGGCUGAAGCUGAGGCUAAAACUGAACAUGAGGCUGAAGUUCAGGCUGACACUGAAACUGAACCUGAGACUGAAGCUGAGACUAAAACUGAACCUGAGGCUGAAGUUGAAGUUGACACUGAAGCAGAACCUGAUGCUGAAUGUGCUGCUGAAGAAAGAAAGACGGAUGACGCUGAAACAGAGAACAGCACAUCUCUGGAUGGAGCAAAUGGCAAUGAUGCAGACGAGCCUGCUGAAAGCAUCAGGAAAGGAAAUGAGAAAAAGAAAAGGACCAGGAGAGGGACACGAGGCAGAGGGAGAAAGAUCAAUUACAAAAAGGUCCAGGACAACAAAGCAGAAAAUAUUAACUUUUUCAAAAACAGGGAUGCUGAAAGAGGUGGAUGAUGGAGCGGAGGCCGAAGCUAUCGGUGACCUGAUGAACAUCCUCCUUGAUGAGACAGAGGAAUCUAAUGGCCCAUCUCUGGCAGGAGAAAGUGGGGAGAUCACGAUGAGUGCUGACGUUGAAGCUGAGGCUGAAGCCUUUAAUGGUUUCCUCACCGUCCUCCUGGACGAGAUAAGGGACAAGAUCAACCUGCCUCUGGAGUUAAUCUGCAAUAAAGAAGGGCUGCACCCAUGA